AGAGGGAGGAGAGAACCGGGGCUCGCCGCGAGCCUUCGAGAGCAGCAGCCGCGGAGGCGGCGGCGGCGGGCGGGAGCGGCGGCGGCGGCGGCGGCGGCGGCGGCGGCGGCGGCACAGGCUCGGGGCCAGCCGGGCGCGCAUCCCCGGGCGCCCUGCGCGGCGGAGAGCUUGGCGGGCCGCGGGAGCCGCGGGACAGGAGUGGACAAAGCAAGAUGGCAGGGAUCUUAGCCUGGUUCUGGAACGAGAGGUUUUGGCUCCCGCACAAUGUCACCUGGGCGGACCUGAAGAACACGGAGGAAGCCACCUUCCCGCAGGCUGAGGACCUCUAUCUCGCCUUCCCCCUGGCCUUCUGCAUCUUCAUGGUGCGGCUCAUCUUCGAGAGAUUUGUAGCCAAACCCUGUGCCAUAGCCCUCAACAUUCAGGCCAAUGGACCGCAAAUCGCUCAGCCCAAUGCUAUUCUGGAAAAGGUCUUCACUGCAAUUACAAAGCAUCCUGAUGAAAAGAGAUUGGAAGGCCUCUCCAAGCAACUGGACUGGGACGUUCGAAGCAUUCAGCACUGGUUUCGACAAAGACGCAAUCAGGAGAAGCCCAGCACCCUGACGAGGUUCUGUGAGAGCAUGUGGAAAUUUUCAUUUUCCCUUUAUAUAUUUACCUAUGGAGUCCGAUUCCUAAAAAAGACUCCCUGGUUGUGGAAUACAAAGCACUGCUGGUACAACUACCCCUAUCAGCCACUCACAACUGACCUUCACUACUAUUACAUCCUGGAGCUGUCCUUUUAUUGGUCUUUAAUGUUUUCCCAGUUCACUGAUAUCAAAAGAAAGGACUUUGGCAUUAUGUUCCUGCACCACCUUACAGCCAUUUCCUUGAUUACCUUUUCAUAUGUCAACAAUAUGGCCCGAGUGGGGACCCUGGUCCUUUGUCUUCACGAUUCAGCAGAUGCUCUUCUAGAGGCUGCCAAAAUGGCAAAUUACGCCAAGUUUCAGAAAAUGUGUGAUCUCCUGUUUGUUAUGUUUGCCAUGGUUUUUAUCACCACGAGACUGGGUAUUUUUCCUCUCUGGGUGUUAAAUACCACAUUAUUUGAAAGCUGGGAGAUCAUUGGCCCUUACCCUUCCUGGUGGGUUUUUAACCUACUGCUAUUGCUAAUACAAGGGCUGAACUGCUUCUGGUCUUACUUGAUUAUAAAAAUGGCUUGCAAAGCUGUUUCAAGAGGCAAGGUGUCCAAGGAUGACCGAAGUGAUAUUGAGUCUAGCUCAGACGAGGAGGACUCGGAGCCUCCAGGGAAGAACCCCCACACUGCGACAACCACCAACGGGACCAGUGGUACCAACGGGUAUCUCCUGACCGGCCCUUGCUCCAUGGAUGAUUAAUUACCCAAAACUACAAGUCCCGAACAAAGUGAACUGUUUGUUCCUGGAAGUAUUUAAUAAGUUGCAAAUGCAGUUGCUUUCAUAAUAUCUCAGCACCCGAAACAAAAUCAAAGCAUUUUGAAUAGUGCACUGCCAUGUGUCCUGUCUGUGAAUGAAGAAUUACCAUUCUCUCUAUGUAGGCAUGCUGUAUGUAAUUGACACAAGGGAACAGUAUUUGCAUUUGUACUGUCUUAGGAUAUUAUUUAUUUUUUGUAUUUGUUUGUAAAUCUGUGGACAAAAGAGGGUUUCCUCACUCCUUUUCCUCUCUGGGUUCAUGACAGUGAAGGAGAUGCUCCAUCUGCCUUUAGCCCCUUCUCUUGCUGUAGUCCAAUGUGCUGUGAGCAUCAGCUUAAUUUGUCACUUAGAAGUAAGCAAAUCCCAGUGCAAGAUUCUCAUACAGCUCCAAAUAGGUUUGCUUUCUUUGUGUUACUGUGCCCAUUUUGAAAUUGCCUGUGCAGUCCCCAUGACCAUUUAAACAGGAUGAACUAAGGGUUUUAAUUGUCACUCUUCAAGGUCAAUUGGCAGUUCGAAUUAAAGAGGAUGGUUGUUGGAGGACUUUUAAAAAUUGUUUUGUAUUAAAUUGCUUUGGAAUAGACUUCAUUUAUUGUGCACACAACCAAGAUUUUUUCAGUGAGUGUGAUAGCAAGUUGGAGAUUAACCUUGUAGGUUACAGAGUUGGUUUUCUUCUGCCCCCUCUAGUGAUAAGGAAGUAUUUGCUACAGCUCAUGGUUAUAAACAAAGAAAUCACUCUUAAUAUUGACAGUUUGUCCUAUGUUCUGGAAAUAACAUAAAAAGUAUAACUGAUUUCAACCGAGUCUUGCCACGACCCCUGUAAUUGGUGCAGUCUUCUGUCAUGUCAUGACAGAAAGAAGCUAAGUAUAUUUUGGGACAAAAAAAAAAAGGAGUCUUUGAAAAGUUGACAAAGAUUACCUCCAGUGCAAAGCACUUUAUUGCAACCAGCUUUUAAGAAAAAGCCCUAUCUAGUAUUAGAUCUUAAUGUUUUUAUUUUGCUGAGCAAAAUAAAGCCAAUGGGAGAAAAACUAUUUUCCCCUUUGCUUUUCCCCUCAGACAUUCCCCAGAAUGACUUUCCUUCUACUAGAAACUGAAUGUUAUUGCACUCCAAGGCUUCUUUGCUUUGAAGACUUUUUUGGUUUCCAGGAAUUUUUUUCAAAUGAAGCUAUUUCCAGGAAAACAAAAAAAUUCUUUUGAACAAUGGUAAUAUCUGCAAUUAGGAAUAUUACUGUAGUUGCCAUAAAGGCUCCUAUGUGGCAGUGUUAUUUAUGUACAGAAAACCAUUCAUAAGCCAAAGAUUUUAUCUCUUCUAACUUUCAGGAAGAGGGAAUAAAAAGGGAUUACAAAUACUUAUUUCAUAAAUCAAAAAGACCAUCAUCUAAAACAAGAGUCCAAAACAAAAAUGCUGUACUAUAAAUGUGUGAAUCAGGGCACAGCAAAGACAGCAGCUAAAUGCUAGAGAGUGCCUGUCCUGCUCAAAGCCAUUCACGUUCACUUUGAUUUUUUGAAAAAAUUAAAAUAAAGUUUUGUGCCCACAAUUUGCAAA
Messenger RNA from Lemur catta (Ring-tailed lemur), 2964 nucleotides. RefSeq names its product ceramide synthase 6 (gene CERS6). Lineage: Eukaryota; Metazoa; Chordata; Mammalia; Primates; Lemuridae. Bases 213 to 1367 code for a protein of 384 amino acids. The transcript has 10 exons. Gene Ontology annotation, molecular function: DNA binding; sphingosine N-acyltransferase activity. Gene Ontology annotation, cellular component: membrane. The record is from RefSeq and is a predicted model, not a curated record. Gene Ontology annotation, biological process: ceramide biosynthetic process.